Messenger RNA from Danaus chrysippus (African queen), 1959 nucleotides. The record is from the annotation of a GenBank genome assembly. Lineage: Eukaryota; Metazoa; Arthropoda; Insecta; Lepidoptera; Nymphalidae.
AUGGCCAUACUAACAACAGCUUCGGCUGCCGCCAAGGCAGCACUGACCAUUGGCGGUAUAAGCAAGUUAACCUUCAUUCCUGCUAUGUUAGCAGCUCUCGCGUAUUUCCAUUACGACUUGCUGGACCCGGAAAACAGACCAUUCAAUCAGAAGUACCUUAGAGAAGAAUACGACUUUGUAAUAGUCGGAGGUGGUUCUGCCGGAGCAGUACUAGCAAAUAGAUUAUCAGAAGUUGAGGGCUGGAAUGUGUUGCUACUUGAAGCUGGGGGUCACGAAACGGAUAUCAGUGAUGUGCCGUUAUUAUCUUUGUAUCUGCACAAAAGCAAAUUAGAUUGGAAAUAUCGAACUCAACCACAAGAUUCCGCGUGUCAGGCAAUGAUUGAUAAGAGGUGCAGUUGGACUAAAGGGAAGGUUCUUGGCGGUUCAUCAGUACUCAACACAAUGCUCUACAUCCGAGGAAACAAACGAGACUUUGACCAAUGGGAAUCAUUUGGUAAUCCGGGCUGGGGUUACAAAGAUGUCUUACCUUACUUCAAGAAAUCAGAAGAUCAACGGAACCCUUAUUUGGCGAAAGAUACAAAAUAUCACUCGACGGGUGGAUAUCUCACGGUUCAAGACGCACCGUAUAAUACACCCAUCGGAGCCGCAUUUCUUCAGGCUGGCGAAGAAAUGGGUUAUGAUAUAUUGGAUAUUAAUGGUGCCCAGCAAACAGGAUAUGCUUGGUACCAAUUUACUAUGAGACGAGGAACUAGAUGUUCAACAGCUAAAGCUUUCUUGAGACCUGUGCGACUAAGACAAAAUCUUCACAUUGCUCUUUUUUCUCAUGUCACUAAAGUUUUGAUAGACAAAGAUAAGAAAAGAGCUUAUGGCGUUGAGUUCUUUAGAGAUGGAAUCAAACAGGUCGUUUAUGCAAAACGAGAGGUUAUUCUGGCUGCAGGAGCUAUUGGGUCUCCACAGUUACUCAUGCUUUCUGGUGUUGGACCGGCUCAACAUUUGGAAGAAGUGGGUAUUGAUGUUGUCUACAAUUCCGCUGGAGUGGGAAGAAAUUUGCAAGAUCAUAUUGCCGUAGGAGGCAUAGUUUUUCAAAUCGAUUAUCCUAUUAGUAUCGUUAUGAAUAGACUUGUUAACAUAAAUUCAGCUUUACGCUACGCUGUUACGGAGGAUGGACCAUUAACUUCAAGCAUUGGUUUAGAAGUGGUAGCCUUUAUUAAUACUAAAUAUGCUAAUGAAACUGAAGAUUGGCCAGACAUUGAGUUUAUGAUGACAUCUGCGUCUAUACCUUCGGAUGGGGGAACUCAAGUUAAAGUUGCUCACGGCAUAACUGAUGAGUUUUAUGAAGAAGUUUUUGGUCAUCUAACUAGUAAGGACGUCUGUGGAAUAUUCCCCAUGAUGCUGCGACCAAAAAGUCGGGGUUUUAUAAAAUUGAGAUCUAAAAAUCCUUUAGAUUAUCCAUUGAUGUACCAUAAUUAUUUGACUCACCCCGAUGAUGUUGGAGUAAUGAGAGAAGGUGUAAAAGCUGCCGUAGCUGUAGCUGAAACAGCAGCCAUGAAGCGUUUGGGUGCUAGAUAUAACAGUAAACCUGUUCCGAAUUGCAAACAUUUACCUCUAUACACAGAUGAAUACUGGGAAUGUUAUAUACGCCAGUAUACCAUGACAAUUUAUCAUUUGUCUGGCACGGCUAAGAUGGGCCCAUCAAGUGAUCCUAUGGCCGUGGUGGAUCCUGAACUACGUGUUUAUGGUAUAGAAGGCUUGCGUGUCAUUGAUGCAAGUAUAAUGCCAGCUGUUACCAAUGGUAAUAUUAAUGCUCCAGUAAUUAUGAUUGCAGAAAAAGGCGCAGAUUUAAUUAAAAAUACUUGGAACCCAAAACAAAAACGUAGAAGCCGUAGAUCUUUAAAAUGUUCCAAAUUGGAUCAAAUUCUGAAGAUAGGAAAAACAUCACAAUGUCAGAAAGAAAGAUGA